Molecule: messenger RNA, 4179 nt
Organism: Electrophorus electricus (electric eel)
Lineage: Eukaryota; Metazoa; Chordata; Actinopteri; Gymnotiformes; Gymnotidae
Source: RefSeq, a predicted model, not a curated record
UGCGUUUUUCACUUACAUUCAAUCUCAGAGAGUGGGUAACCAGGCAUCUUCAGAAUCUGAGCUUGAGCCAUUCGUUUUAACGCAGUGAAAUACUCUCGGAAAUAAUGGGUAAAAAUCUCCUUGUUCUUUGGGGAGCUUUGAGUGUAUUAUGGAUUUAUGUUUAAGUGAGACAGAAUGUGCAAUGCACAUAAUAAAAGGAACGCGGAGUUAUUUAUCAUAAAAAGUCGCCGUGGAAAUGCCAUUUCAUUUAGCGCAUUUAACUCGUGUCUUGAAAGAGGACUCUUGCACACAUUUUUGGAUUUGUGUCCAUGACAACGCGGGAUCAAAUUGAGCUUAACUAAAGGAGCUGGACUAGAGUGAAGACAAGCACAGACUCCACUCUGCAUUGGAGAACCACUACCCAGACUCCAUUCUGUAGUGGGCUACACUACCCAGACUCCAUUCUGUAGUGGGCUACACUACCCAGACUCCAUUCUGUAGUGGGCUACACUACCCAGACUCCAUUCUGUAGUGGGCUACACUACCCAGACUCCAUUCUGUAGUGGGCUACACUACCCACUGUGAGUGGACAGUCUAGGCGGCUACUCCAUGCAGCGUGAGUGGACAGUCUAGGCGGCUACUCCAUGCAGCGUGAGUGGACAGUCUAGGCGGCUACUCCAUGCAGCGUGAGUGGACAGUCUAGGCAACUACUCCAUGCAGCGUGAGUGGACAGUCUAGGCGGCUACUCCAUGCACCGUGAGUGGACAGUCUAGGCAACUACUCCAUGCACCGUGAGUGGACAGUCUAGGCGACUACUCCAUGCACCGUGAGUGGACAGUCUAGGCGGCUACUCCAUGCACCGUGAGUGGACAGUCUAGGCAACUACUCCAUGCAGCGUGAGCUCCAUGCACUUAGGAAGAACCUAGACUCAGGAGGAUGUCGACAGAGGCAGAAACGCAAGCAAGCAUCAAAGCCAGUGUGAAACAGGAGUCCAGGAGAAGAGGUCAGCGUUGUGGUGAGCAGGCUCUGAUUAAGCGGUUCAGGGGAGAUGGCGUCCAGUACAAGGCCAAGCUAAUUGGGAUUGAGGCCGUGUCUGCAGCACGUGGAGACAAACUCUGCCAGGACUCUAUGGUGAAGCUGAAGGGCAUUGCCGCAUCAGCGCGGUCUCGAGGUCAACACAAGCAGCGUGUGUUCCUGACCGUCUCCUUCUGUGGAAUUCAGAUCUACGAUGAGAGAUCUGGGGUAUUACAACACCACCAUUCUGUCCAUGAAAUCUCGUACAUUGCCAGAGACACGCGAGACCACCGAGCCUUUGGAUAUGUCUGUGGGAAAGAGGGAAAUCACAAGUUUGUAGCCAUCAAGACAAUUCACUCGGCGGAACCCCUGAUCUUGGAGUUGCGUGACCUCUUUACACUCAUCUAUGACAUCAAACACCGAGAGGAGGAGGAGGAGAAGAAAGCUCAGAAAGAAAGGCAUUGUGAGCAGGCUGUCUACCAGACGAUUCUUGAGGAUGACACUGAUGACCCAGUGUACCAGUACAUUGUGUUUGAAGCUGGACACGAGGCUCUCUGUGGUCCAGUAUCAGAGGAGAGUGUUUACCAGGUCCCAUCCAGUCAGCAGAAAGAAGGAAUCUAUGAUGUUCCAAAAUGCCAUUUUAUGACAAACAUCAGUCAGUUGGACCUGUUUGGAGAUAUGGCUACUCCUCCGGACAUCCUCUCAAUGCCGGCAUCCCCUGCUAAUACAGUGGAUUCCUGUUGCCGGCGGCGACAGCACCAACCACAGCUGCUCACUCAUUUCAGUCCCCCUGCUGUGCCUUCAGGUUACAUGACAAUGGGGGCAGUACCACUGGCUCACUGGGCCCAGCAGUCAUUUGGAACUCCAGCUGCUCCUCUAGCAUUUGGGGUUCAGGCUCCUCUGCAGGUGUCCCAGGUGCUUCCCAGGGGCCAGCAGAUGAUCUGGGGGCAGGCCAAUCUCUUCCCUUCCCCUGUGACAGGCUCGCAGCAGUGGGCCUUAGUUCCAGCUCAGACGGUCGGCAUGGCGCGGCAUCCCCUCCCAGCUGCCGCCAUGCUCCAGGGCUUGGUUCCCAUAGCAACCAUGCGACAGCACCAGCCUUCUGCCCCAUCCUCAGCCGUUACCAGCCCACAGCAUGUGGCUGACUUUGUCCCGCAAAAAUCAGAUCCCUCCGUGACCACAACAAAUUCCACCAUCCACACAGUGGAUUCUGCCCUGCACAGGGCUGACAGCACUAUCCACACUGAGGAGAUGUCAGAUUCACAUGCGCAGCAAACAUCGACUCAUCACACACAGGCACUAUUAGGAGCAGCCAUACAGCAUUGUGGGAAGCAGGAGGAGAAAGUCUGCUGUGGCGAGCUCGACCUCUCCCAGCUAAGCUUGACCCUGGGGUCAUAUAUAUCACCAUCUUCUACAGAGUCUCGAACAGAAGCUGGCCCUGACCAUCUUGUAGCAUCUUUUCCCAUGCGCGCUGGCAAGAGUGGCAGUCAUGUUGGGAAAGAUGAACGGGCGAUGGAUACCCCAGCUCUUGUGGCUAUAGUGGCCUGCAGUGAGCUGGAGAGCCAAGAGCCGCAGCUCCCCCCUCUGGACCCCGUGGAUUGUUCCCUGUCAGUGUGGUCAUCAUGGACACGCUGCGACCCCUGCCUCAAAAAGAGGUUUCGCUAUGCUAGGCUGCUCCAGCCAUCCCAGUUUGGAGGGGAGCCAUGUCAUGAACUGGGGCGGGAGGAGGAGUCAUGUGCUCCACCCUCUCGCUACUCAUGCCGGACGCCCACCCCUCUCUGUCAGGGCUUUCAGUGUACCAGCACAGGUCGCUGUAUAUUAGAGGGACUGCGCUGUAAUGGUGAUGAUGACUGUGGUGAUGGCUCUGAUGAGCAGGCCUGUAAAAAGGUGUUCAAAGCCUGCACCCAACCAACCGAAGAAUACUACGGCAUUGAGAACCUUGCCAAAGGGAUCAAUGUCCUGAGCAGUAACUUGGAGGGGGUGGUGCUAGAUAACCGCUACUACGCUGGUGGCUGUUUGCCUCACUUCAUCCAGGACAUUCGCUUCAGGAAACCCUACAAUCUCCAGCAAUACACACUGGAGACAAAAGGCUCAUAUGAUUUUAAGCUUGAAGCUUAUGACUCGUAUAAGGAGUAUUCUGAACACACAAUGAGGGCCUCUCUCUCGAAGACUACUGUCUCCUUCGGCAUUGCGGUGCCUGGCGUGUUUGAACUCGGAUACAACUACAACGACAGCAAGUACAGGAAGUCUGAGAAGAAGCUUCGGCGUUAUUCCGGCAUGAAAAGUCAGUUCAUCCAUGCACACUCCCAGCUUGAGCUGGUGCACUACGCUUUAAAGACAGAGAACCUGAUGCUAUACACGGACUUCUUGUCCCGGCUGCGUGCUCUGCCGCUGGAGUACGCAUACGGCGAGUACCGGCAGCUCUACAGUGAUUAUGGCACCCAUUACAUCACAGAGGCUACGCUCGGGGGCGACUUUGUCUACACCUUAGUACUCAAUAAGGACCGUCUAGAGCAAUCUGGCUACAGUCUAAACGAUGCUAAGACGUGUGUGCAGAUGGCUCUUAAGGUUGGCGCUAACAUUAAGGGCGUGUACGUGUCAGCAGGGGUGUCGGGAGGACGCUGCUCCGGCCUACUCAAAGAGUUCGGAGACUCAGAGACACACUCAUCCUUUGUGGAGGAUUAUGUGGCUGUGGUACGAGGAGGUGACAGUGAGACAGUUGCUCGUCUUGCUGCAAAGCAGCUUCCCACCCCAGACCUCAUGCAGCUGUGGGGCGAUGCCGUCCACUAUAACCCCGACAUCAUCCACAGCAAGAUGGUGCCGCUGUAUGAGCUGGUGACCACAUGGGACUUCACUAGUGCAAACACCCUGAAGAAGAACCUGAGGCGGGCACUGGCAGAGUACCUGAGUGAGAGCAGCUCCUGCCGCUGCUCGCCCUGCCUCAACAACGGAAUAGCUGUCCUCAAAGGUACAAGGUGUGAGUGUAUUUGUCCUGCAGGCACCAGGGGGCUAAGCUGUGAAACAACUCUGAGGUCAGGAAAAACAGUGGAUGGGAACUGGAGCUGCUGGUCUGAAUGGUCUGCCUGUAGUGGUCAGACCAAAAGACGGACACGGCACUGCACCAAUCCAGUGCCACAGAAUGGAGGAGUGGCCUGCCCUGGACCACUCGAAGAGUCAACAGACUGUUAA